UGCUUUUUUUCGCAACGGGUUUGCCGCCAGAAAAGAGGUGUCGUGAAAACUACCCCUAAAAGCCAAAAUGGGAAAGGAAAAGACUCAUAUCAACAUUGUCGUCAUUGGACACGUAGAUUCGGGCAAGUCCACCACUACUGGCCAUCUGAUCUACAAAUGCGGUGGCAUCGACAAAAGAACCAUUGAAAAAUUUGAGAAGGAAGCUGCUGAGAUGGGGAAGGGCUCCUUCAAGUAUGCCUGGGUCUUGGAUAAACUGAAAGCUGAGCGGGAACGUGGUAUCACCAUUGAUAUCUCCCUGUGGAAAUUUGAGACCAGCAAGUAUUAUGUGACUAUCAUUGACGCCCCAGGACACAGAGACUUCAUCAAAAACAUGAUUACAGGGACAUCUCAGGCUGACUGUGCUGUCCUAAUUGUUGCUGCUGGUGUUGGUGAAUUUGAAGCUGGUAUCUCCAAGAAUGGGCAGACCCGAGAGCAUGCUCUUCUGGCUUACACACUGGGUGUGAAACAACUAAUUGUUGGUGUUAACAAAAUGGAUUCCACUGAGCCACCCUACAGCCAGAAGAGAUAUGAGGAAAUUGUUAAGGAAGUCAGCACUUACAUUAAGAAAAUUGGCUACAACCCCGACACAGUAGCAUUUGUGCCAAUUUCUGGUUGGAAUGGUGACAACAUGCUGGAGCCAAGUGCUAACAUGCCUUGGUUCAAGGGAUGGAAGGUCACCCGUAAGGAUGGCAAUGCCAGUGGAACCACGCUGCUUGAGGCUCUGGACUGCAUCCUACCACCAACUCGUCCAACUGACAAGCCCUUGCGCCUGCCUCUCCAGGAUGUCUACAAAAUUGGUGGUAUUGGUACUGUUCCUGUUGGCCGAGUGGAGACUGGUGUUCUCAAACCUGGUAUGGUGGUCACCUUUGCUCCAGUCAACGUAACAACUGAAGUAAAAUCUGUCGAAAUGCACCAUGAAGCUUUGAGUGAAGCUCUUCCUGGGGACAAUGUGGGCUUUAAUGUCAAGAAUGUGUCUGUCAAGGAUGUUCGUCGUGGCAACGUUGCUGGUGACAGCAAAAACGACCCACCAAUGGAAGCAGCUGGCUUCACUGCUCAGGUGAUUAUCCUGAACCAUCCAGGCCAAAUAAGUGCUGGCUAUGCCCCUGUGUUGGAUUGCCACACGGCUCACAUUGCAUGCAAGUUUGCUGAGCUGAAGGAAAAGAUUGAUCGCCGUUCUGGUAAAAAACUGGAAGAUGGCCCUAAAUUCUUGAAGUCUGGUGAUGCUGCCAUUGUUGAUAUGGUUCCUGGCAAGCCUAUGUGUGUUGAGAGCUUCUCAGACUAUCCACCUUUGGGUCGCUUUGCUGUUCGUGAUAUGAGGCAGACAGUUGCGGUGGGUGUCAUCAAAGCAGUGGACAAGAAGGCUGCUGGAGCUGGCAAGGUCACCAAGUCUGCCCAGAAAGCUCAGAAGGCUAAAUGAAUAUUAUCCCUAAUACCUGCCACCCCACUCUUAAUCAGUGGUGGAAGAACGGUCUCAGACCUGUUUGUUUCAAUUGGCCAUUUAAGUUUGGUAGUAAAAGACUGGUUAAUGAUAACAAUGCAUCGUAAAACCUUCAGAAGGAAAGGAGAAUGUUUUGUGGACCACUUUGGUUUUCUUUUUUGCGUGUGGCAGUUUUAAGUUAUUAGUUUUUAAAAUCAGUACUUUUUAAUGGAAACAACUUGACCAAAAAUUUGUCACAGAAUUUUGAGACCCAUUAAAAAAGUUUAAUGAGAAAAAAAAAAAAAAAAAAAAAAAAAAAA
This is a messenger RNA of Piliocolobus tephrosceles (Ugandan red Colobus), 1776 nucleotides long. RefSeq names its product elongation factor 1-alpha 1. Gene Ontology annotation, molecular function: translation elongation factor activity; GTPase activity; GTP binding. Lineage: Eukaryota; Metazoa; Chordata; Mammalia; Primates; Cercopithecidae. Gene Ontology annotation, biological process: translational elongation. The transcript has a single exon. The record is from RefSeq and is a predicted model, not a curated record. The coding region runs from base 68 to 1456 and encodes 462 amino acids.